Molecule: messenger RNA, 920 nt
Organism: Meleagris gallopavo (turkey)
Lineage: Eukaryota; Metazoa; Chordata; Aves; Galliformes; Phasianidae
Source: RefSeq, a predicted model, not a curated record
AUGGGCAAUUCACAGCCUUCACUGAACCUCAGUGGGGCUCUCAUGAGAAACUUCAAAAAGUCAUCACCCUGGGACAUGUCAGAAGUGAAAGAGUUGCCAUUUCAUAUUGUUUUUCUUGCAGCGCCUGCCAGUGUGCGUUAUGUCCACAAUGAUGUCACGGUCCCUGACUUCUCUGCCUAUCGCCGUGAAGAUGUGCUAGAUGCCACAACGUCCUCUCAGAGCAGCAGUGAAGAAAGAAAAGGGUUUUCCUACUUGGUGACUGCAACAGCAUGCGUAGCUACUGCAUAUGCUGCUAAGAAUGUUGUCACCCAGUUUAUUUCCAGCCUCAGUGCUUCUGCUGACGUGCUAGCAUUGUCAAAGAUUGAGAUCAAGCUAUCUGACAUUCCAGAAGGCAAAAACAUGGCUUUCAAGUGGAGAGGAAAACCCCUCUUUGUGCGUCACAGAACCCAAGCCGAGAUUAAUCAGGAAGCUGAAGUUGAUGUGUCUAAGCUGAGAGACCCACAGCACGAUUUAGACAGAGUAAAGAAACCGGAAUGGGUCAUAUUAGUAGGAGUCUGCACUCAUCUUGGUUGUGUACCAAUUGCUAACUCUGGAGAUUUUGGUGGUUAUUAUUGCCCUUGCCAUGGGUCCCAUUAUGAUGCCUCUGGCAGAAUCAGGAAAGGUCCUGCCCCCUAUAACCUGGAGGUUCCAACCUACGAGUUUGUUGGUGAUGAUUUAGUUAUUGUUGGCUGAAUAACUAAGUGCUUGCUCGCUUUCAUGUUCUGGUGAAUGUAUACUUAAAAGGGUUAACUGAUAUUCUGGAAUACUGUCAAACCGGAUGAUCCUAAAAAUACAUUAGCUUCAUUCUCAACCAGAAGUAUGUUUGAAUACUUCCCUGUGUUCAAUUUUAAUAAAAACUUGAAGUGAGCACUUGUUCCUGA